This is a messenger RNA of Doryrhamphus excisus (bluestripe pipefish), 4659 nucleotides long. Its product is annotated as kelch-like protein 33. Lineage: Eukaryota; Metazoa; Chordata; Actinopteri; Syngnathiformes; Syngnathidae. The record is from RefSeq and is a predicted model, not a curated record. Gene Ontology annotation, molecular function: protein binding.
CCCUGGGUGGCAUCCAGCUGCCUCCAAGUCUGGAUGGCUCGCUUUAAAUGGGUCAGAUGUUUGCUUUGGAUUUAAAAAAGCUGCAGUUCUUCAGUACGGGCGAGGAGGCCGUGUGUAACAUUAGCACCUCAGACAGGCUGGAAUUCUAAUUAGCUGAUAUGCUGUACAGUAGUACGCCCGAUAUAGCAACCUGUUGGCUUGCAAAGACGAUGAGGAGCGCGUGAGUGGAGGGCAAGGGAACAAGACGCAGUGAAGACAGAGAGAUGUUUCCAUUUUGACUGAGCUCCAUGGAGGUGGUGAAUCUACAGCUCCAGCCCGACUGGGAGCAAUGGAGGAGAGAGAUGGAAGACAGGUGGAAGAGGACAUGGAGGGAGAGGGUGAGGCGAUGGAUGAGCGAGGGGGAGGAUGAUGAAGAGACAGACAAUGAGGUGAGUGAGCAGGAUGAAGAUGAAGGAGGAGAAACAGAGAGUGAGGAGUUUCAAGAUUUGCAUGAGGAAGACAAGGAGGAUGAUCUGGGGCAGGGAAGGUCAGCUGCAGAAGAUUACUUAGAAGGUCCUAGAUCUUUGACAGAUGAGAACUUGGCAACCAUUUCCAGCCAAGAUGAACUGGAGCAGGGAAGCUCAGUUGCAGAAGAUUCCAGAUCUUCCGAAGAUCAGCGCAAAUGUCUUCAGAUAGAGGAACAACAUGAUGAUAACAGAAAGUGGAGAAAUGGAAUGCAAAAUACGAAGGAGGAGGCAAGAAACGCUUUGGAAGAUGAAGAGACACCUGCUGUGGCAUUGUGGAUGAGCCAUGAAGAAGAAGAAGAAGAAGAAGAAGAGGAGGACGAGUCCAGUGAUGGUGAUGAUGAGGAGACAGUGAGCUCUCAGGAUGAAGAUGAGAUAAAAAUGUACACCAAAGACGACCACCAUGUGGAGAUGUUUCACACUCUGGCAUCGUUCCGGGACUUGUCUCAAUUCACCGACCUAACUCUGAGCACCAAAGACGGCAGGAGGCUACACCUGCACUCCGUUGUUAUGGCAGCCAUCAGCUCGCUAGUCCAGGACUGUCUGAACAACAACGUGCACCACGAAGAAGCGCAGGAGCGGUCCAUCUUCUUGGAACUAGACAUGGACCACCAUAGUUUGGAGGCGAUUGUAGAAUUUGCCUACACUGGACUCAUAUCCUGCCUGGAGAACGUGGAGCAGGUGAAGGCUGCAGCUCAGACAAUCGGUGCCUACAGAGUGUUGGAAGUUCUCAAGAAGAUGGAGGAGUCCAGCACAAAUGGAGACAGUAUGUCUUCUUCACAACAACUCGCCGUUAGUCUUCGAUCCACCAGAGAACUCUGGAUGGACGGAGUAGGCUGUGACAUCACCAUAGAAGCAGUUGGAUUAUCACUUCCUGUCCACAGAGUCAUCCUGGCAGCCAGCAGUGACUUUUUCCGAGGAAUGUUCAAUUCAGGAAUGAGAGAGUCCACUCAGUCUCACAUCAGCCUUCCGUUUCUAUCAGCUUCAGACUUGGAAGUUCUGAUUGCUUCCUCCUACAGCGGCACCCUCCCGCUUAGUUGGAGUCGCGUGUUUGAGAUCAGCAGCACCUCCCUUCAGCUCCAGUACCAGCCGGCGCUGUCCCUGAGUCUUGACUUCCUGCAGAAGGAACUCAACCCACACUCUUGCCUGGAUGUGGCAUCCUUUGCCAAAGCCUACCAGAUGGAAAAACUUCUGGAAGUCUCUGACAAGUUUGUGUUGAGGCAAUUCCAAAAGGUGGCGUGCACCUGCAAGUUCAAGGACCUUCCGGCCAAACAGCUCUUGAGGUACCUGAACAGUCGCUCAUUGUGUGUUCCGUCUGAGUUGGUUGUGUUCAAGGCGGUGGUAGCCUGGAUCCAAGCCAGACCCAAGGCUAGGCUUAAACUUGCCAAGGAGCUUAUGAAGACCAUCUACUUCCCACUCAUGACCUUUGAGGAAUUCAAAGAGGUUCGGUCUGUCAACAUGUGGUCCAAGCACAACCUGGUAGACCUGUACGAAACAGUCUGGGAGGAUUUCUGCUCCAAUGAGGUGGACCCACAAUGCCAGUGCCGCAUUUAUCUGCCAGAACAGAGUCUAGUUCUGACCGGAGGUGACCAAAUCUCUGAGGACUUGGGCCGGAGACAUAUCAGCAGAGAAGUCUGGUUUGGGAAUUCCUUGAUGAACCAAACGGGAAUAAGAAAGGCAAUGGAGUGGAGGCAGCUGGGAGAGAUGCCAGAGCCUUCCAGGUUCUGUCACGAGGUGGCAGUGCUCCAAGGAAAACUGUACGUGAUUGGUGGGAAGAAGUACUACGGUACAGGAGACACCCUGCAGUGUGUUUAUAGAUACGACCCGCUUCAAAACAGCUGGCAGAGAAUGGCCGACAUGACACAGAAGAGAAACUCCUUCUCGGCCGUGGUGAUUAGCGGGAGCAUUUAUGCCAUCGGGGGGCACUGUGACCCGGAAUACAUAGAGAGUGUGGAAUGUUUCUCACCUUCGGCCAACUCGUGGAGCAUGGCCUGUCCUUUGGAUCUAACCCUAAGUGGACAUGUGGCAAAAGUGUUGCAAGACCAGAUCUUCAUCUCCGGAGGCCUGAACAACGACUACCCAUGUCUAGCUUCUCUGUUUGUGUAUCACCCAGAGAGAGGAUGCACCUAUCUGGCUAGCAUGUCUCAACCACGUGCCCACCACUGCAUGGAAACCCUGGAUGACCGUCUUUACGUAGCCGGGGGGAUCACGUUGGACAGUAACGAUGCGGCGAUAGACCAGCUCACCUGUGAGGUGUACACUCCCGCAAGUGACAUGUGGACGGCUUUCUCGUCCUUGCCGGUGCCUCAUGUGGGGGCAGGGAGCGCCAUAUUGGAGGGGAAGUUGUAUCUGCUCGGCGGGUACAGCCAGGAGGACUACAGCGACACCAAGAUGAUCCACCGCUACGACCCGGCCCUGCUCAGGUGGGAGAAUAUGGGCAAGAUGCCCGGGCCCAACAACGAUCUACGGGUGUCUUUGCUACAUUUGCCACCACAUGUACGCAAGUAGGACAUGUAUUUAAAAGUGUGAAGUCUUCUGUAGUAUAUUUUGUGAUAUUUUUGCUUGUUUGUCUACUAACUACAAAAAAAAAAGCAUGUAGGACAAAUACAUGACAGUUUUUACAAUACGAUCGGAAGGGGGUACCACCCGAGACCACCUUCGAAGAACAAAAAACAUGAGUAAUUGAGACGCACAUCCUCCUAAACCUCCUGCAAGCUUGAUUGAUUUUGGAUCAACAUUUGCAAUAUUCAUUCAUUCAUUCAUUUUCUACCGCUUUUUCCUCACGAGGGUCGCGGGGGGUGCUGGAGCCUAUCCCAGCUGUCUUCGGGCGAGAGGCGGGGUACACCCUGGACUGGUCGCCAGCCAAUCACAGGGCACAUAUAGACAAACAACCAUUCACACUCGCAUUCAUGCCUAUGGACAAUUUGGAGUCGCCAGUUAACCUAGCAUGUUUUUGGAAUGUGGGAGGAAACCGGAGUACCCGGAGAAAACCCACGCAUGCACGGGGAGAACAUGCAAACUCCACACAGAGAUGGCCGAGGGCGGGGACCGAACCCUGGUCUCCUAACUGUGAGGUCUGCGCACUAACCACCAGACCGCCGUGCCGCCCCAUUUGCAAUAUAAAUUUUGCAAUAUAAAUGACUCCAGAAUAGUCGUAAAUGACUCCUAAAUAGUCCUCACAUACUUAUUAAACACAUUGGAAAUUAUUCAUUCAGGGGGUGCUGGAGCCUAUCCCAGCUGUCUUUGGGCAAGAGGUGGGGUACACCCUGGACUGGUCGCCAGCAAAUCACAGGGCACAUAUAGACAAACAACCAUUCACACUCACAUUCAUACCUAUGGACAAUUUGGAGUCACCAAUUAACCUAGCAUGUUUUUGGAAUGUGGGAGGAAACCGGAGUACCCGGAGAAAACCCACGCAUGCACAGGGAGAACAUGCAAACUCCACACAGAGAUGGCCGAGGGUGGAAUUGAACCCUGGUCUCCUUGCUGUGAGGUCUGCUCGCUAACCACAUGCAUAAAUACUCACCACAAAUGAUCGUCGUCACACUAGUCGCUCGUGCUAUAACCGCGCUUCUGUUGUUUUAGCACCACCUGUCACCCCAGCUAGCUGUCAGCGAAGGCGUCCCCCCCCCAAAACCGCAUCUACAUAAUCCACACUGCUUACCUGUUGACAUUACAGUAACAAGUUACGAAUAAAUGCUGCAUGUUUUGAGGCAGAAUGGACUGUGGAAGCUAAUGUUUCCAUAGCCAAACAAACAUUGCCUCAUUAUAAAACUUAUUUUUUUUAGGGUGAUUGAGAUGUGUUUUCUGCAGGAAAAUCUAUUUUCGGAGAAAAAAAUAAGUUUGAAAAAUCAACACAUUUGCAGAAUCAAGUGUUAUUGUUUAUGGUAUUUUGUCUACUAACUACUAACCAAUACUAACUAAUAAACACAUAGCCUGUAGGAAAAAUGCAUGUAGGACAUUUUCAAACAAAGAGUGUUUUUUUAAUGCACUGUAUUUAAGGUUGUACUUUAUUUUUUGCUGUAUAUUUUCUAAUAUGUUUGAUUGUUUGGCUGCUAACUAAAAAAACUACUUCAGGAAUGCACUAAUUAGGUAAAAACACAAAAUGGUGCUAGCAUGCUCAUACUCGCCAGUCAAUGUUCUUAUUAUUAUUAUU